This is a messenger RNA of Syngnathoides biaculeatus (alligator pipefish), 609 nucleotides long. RefSeq names its product RING finger protein 208-like. Gene Ontology annotation, molecular function: ubiquitin protein ligase activity; metal ion binding. The record is from RefSeq and is a predicted model, not a curated record. The coding region runs from base 25 to 468 and encodes 147 amino acids. Gene Ontology annotation, biological process: protein ubiquitination. The transcript is spliced from 3 exons. NCBI's taxonomy places the organism in Eukaryota, Metazoa, Chordata, Actinopteri, Syngnathiformes, Syngnathidae.
CUUGAGCACAGUACUGACCUCACAAUGGACAGCAGCAAAGACUGCAAGAUGUUGCCCAGGGAAGAUUUGGAGUGUGUGGUGUGCUGCCACGGGUUCUCACGCCGUCAGCGGGUCCCGCGCUUGCUGCACUGCGGUCACAGCUUCUGCACGCCUUGUCUGGAGAAGCUGGCCAAAGUGGACGCCGUGAUCCGGACCAUCUGCUGCCCCCUGUGCCGCUGGAUCAGCUGCACCCGGGCCAGCCAGCCCCUGCCCGGGGUCUUGUGGGUCAACACCGAGAUCUGGGAUCAGGUAGCUGGGGAAGAGCAGACGAAGAGGAGGACCACCGCGGAGGAAGACUCCGAGGAGGUUUCGAACCAGCGGCUUAUCAGACCAGUGUGGUUGGAUUCCAACAACGCAGUUCUCAAGUCGACGCUCCAGAAAAUGUUCAACUGCCUCGGUUCGCAUGAGCGACACGUGCAGGCCUUCUGAUGCUUUUCUUUCUUUCUUUUUUAUUUUUCAAAUGAAUAUUCAACCUGUACAUAGAUUGUGAAGAAAUUGAGUAACUGUGAAAAUGUGAAUUGGAAGAGAAACUUAUUUAGUGGUCAUUAUUUAUCCGUUUCAUAUGCUAUC